CUAGAGAAUCUGACCUCAAUACUCUCUGUUACGGGAAAUGGCUGCGGAACAGUUUUUCCUUGGCGUUCUCGUUGUUUUAGUUGGGUAUUUUUCGCUUUGUUUUCUGAGAAGAAAGUCUGUCAACGAGCCCUACAAGGGCCCUGUUAUCUAUCCUAUAGUCGGCUGCGGCUUCGAUUUCUUUAGAAAUCGUAACAGGUUUCUGCAAUGGUUCACAGAAACCAUGGAAAAGAUGCCAACGAAUACUUUCAGGGCCCAACGGCCGGGUGGAGUGGGAGAUGUCAUGACUGCAAAUCCUGCAAACGUUGAAUAUAUGCUCAAAAGCAACUUCGAAAACUAUCCAAAAGGAGAACGCUUUACCUUUCUUCUCCACGAUUUCUUAGGCCGAGGGAUUUUCAAUGUGGACGGAGAGCUGUGGAAGAUGCAGAGAAAGACUGCAAGCUAUGAGUUUAAUACCAAUUCUCUCAGAAGCUUCGUGGUGGAAACGGUGCAGUGGGAGAUUCAGAAUCGCCUCUUCCCAGUUCUUGCAAACGCAUCCAAAACGGAUAAGUCUUUAGAUUUGCAAGACAUUUGGGAGAGAUUUGCAUUUGAUAAUAUUUGUAGGGUAGCGUUUGGGGUGGAUCCCGCAUGUCUUCUCCCCUCAAUGCCCACUCCAAUUUUUGCAAAGUCCUUUGACCAAGCCACUGAAAUUAGCGCCCGUAGGUUUUACUCCGCUGUUCCUUUUUUGUGGAGAGUUAAGCGCAUGCUUAACAUCGGUUCUGAAAAGCGCUUGCGCGAAGCUAUUAAAGUAGUGAACAAAUUUGGUAUGGAUGUGGUGAGUAGUAGAAGGAAGGAGAUUUCGAUGAGUACGGGAGGCCCUGUAAGAGAGGAUCUGCUUUCUAGAUUCAUGGCGGCUCUUUUAAACAAUAGAGAUGAAUUAGGGAUAGAUGAUGAGUCAGAAGGUGAGAAGCAAUCCAGUACCACGAUAGAUAUUUUUUUGAAGGAGAUGGUGGUGAGCUUUUUGUUGGCAGGCAGGGAUACCACGUCGUCUGCUCUCACAUGGUUCUUUUGGGUGCUCUCUUCCCACCAGAGAGUAGAAGAAGCCAUUCACACUGAAAUUUUACACAUCUUGGCUAAGCGAUCGCAACCCCCAACAGCAGAUGAAAAAGGGAUUGUUUUCAGCUUUGAAGAAUUGAAGGAUAUGCAAUAUCUGCAUGCUGCUCUAUGCGAGUCAAUGCGGCUCUACCCUCCUGUGCCUGUUGAUACUAAAAUUGCCUCCAAAGAUGAUGUUUUGCCAGACGGGACUUUUGUGGAGAAGGGAAUGCAUAUGAAUUACUGUAACUAUUCGAUGGGCAGGAUGGAAAAUAUUUGGGGCGGUGACUGUUUGCAGUUUAAGCCUGAGAGAUGGUUAAAAGAAGGGAAAUUUGUGGGAGAAAAUCCGUAUAAGUUUCCAGUAUUUCAUGCAGGACCUCGAGUAUGUCUGGGUAAAGAGAUGGCAUUCAUUCAGAUGAAAUCUGUUGUGGCUUCUGUUAUUCAUGGUUUUAGUUUUAAGGUCGAAGAUGGGAUUGCGUGUCGAGAUUACGUUUUGUCAUUGACCAUGCGCAUGAAAGGAGGGCUACCUGUUACACUAACAUGUCGAUGAGGAUCUACAUUAGAUGCUUCUGCUUGAUAGGAAUAUUAUGUAAUUUUUUGCAGUCUCUUUAUUUUUUAGCUAGUCAAAUUUGAAAGAUUUGUUUACUAGACAAAUUACGUUUACUAGACAAAGAAGGUAUAUUGCUAGAUUUAUAUUAUUCAAGGCAUUAAUUUUUAUUCUACA
Messenger RNA from Cryptomeria japonica (Japanese cedar), 1792 nucleotides. RefSeq names its product cytochrome P450 94A2-like. Bases 38 to 1618 code for a protein of 526 amino acids. The record is from RefSeq and is a predicted model, not a curated record. Gene Ontology annotation, molecular function: oxidoreductase activity, acting on paired donors, with incorporation or reduction of molecular oxygen; monooxygenase activity; iron ion binding. NCBI's taxonomy places the organism in Eukaryota, Viridiplantae, Streptophyta, Pinopsida, Cupressales, Cupressaceae. The transcript has a single exon.